CAGCAAUCAUGACCACCGGUGCUAUUCAGAUUGCAGCCCUUGGACGUCCGUUACACCCAGGAAUGCUGUAUGACUGUCGUAACGACGGCUUCAUUGCAGGAGUCACAUUUUGGGAUGCUGAAGAUAUUGAAAAGAACAUGAGUGUGCAUGAACAGAACCAAUCAAAAUCUCACAUCACUGCCUCUGACUCUCUUAGUAAGAAGUCCAGCCUCUUGGACGUAAGCGCCUCCCUGAAGGCAAGCUUCUUAGCGGGCCUGGUUGAGAUAGGAGGGUCGGCAAAGUAUCUCAAAGACACAGUGACCACAGAAAUGGCAGUGGAGAAAAUCCAGUGCACCUUUUAUGGUGAUGUCAUACUGAAAGAAAAUCCAACUACCUACCUGGAAGCAGUGAAAGUGUAUAAAGACCUGCCAAAGCUUCUAGAACAUAGAGCACAGAAGGCUGUUCCAGUGACAGUGUGGCUCUACCCUCUGAAAUACUUUGAUAAUAAGGCAGCCAAGUUAGUGCAGGAGAUCAGUGAGAACUUGAUUAUAGAGUUGGACACCAUUCUGGAAGACCUUCAGAGUGCUACCGCCACAGUCAAUGAGUUGCUGCAAAUCAGUUUGAAUAUUCAAGCUACUGAUAUACAGGACAAACUGAAAACAUUUCAAGACAUGCUUAGGCAAUACCAGAUAACUGUCCAGAAAAAUGUGUCAGAGAUCAUACCAAGUAUCCGUAAUGGAAAGAUGGAUGAAAAUAAGUUGGUGCCAAUUCUGGAAUCCCACUAUAACUCACCUUUUACAGCAAAAAUAAUGAGUAAAUGGCUGGAAAAAAAGAGAAGUGAACUUGAGGUGCUCAGAUCUUACAUUGAUACCUUUGAAAAUCAGAAAAAUAUCCAAAUAGUGUCUCCCACACAAUACAAUGGAUUAAUUUUCAGCCCAGACAAUGAGUCAGUCGUUGCAUUUGUCUUCACUUCCCUGAAAUAUGAAGAGCCAUACAUUUUGUAUCUUACAAAAUGUCUCAAUUCUAAGGAGUUUAUGAAUAAAAAGAAAUUUGUUGAGGAUGAGGCGUCAACACCCUGGUUUUUGACACCUGACAUAUCACAGACCAUGAGAGAAAACUAUGAACUUUUUAAACAAUUUUCAGAUGCCAACAAAGAAGAAGAGAAAAGCAAAUUUGUCAUCACCUACAUCUCUGACCUCAGUCAUCCUGGGGCCUCCAUUUAUCUCCAUCGAGAAGGGAAGCUGGUGGAUAGCCAGUACAAACCCAUAUUAAAACCAGAUGCACCUCUAAUACUUGACAUAGGAUCCAGCAGUAUAACCCUGAAACUGCAGGCAUCUCCAGCCUCAAAGCCAAUGCGUUUCAGAGUAGAGAUCAAGGAGAAAAAUGGAGGGCAAGACUGGAGGAUUAUAGACACACAAGAAAAUCAAGAGAACUGGAUCAUUUCAGGGCUGCAGCCAGACACUGUGUACCUUCUUAGGUACAGAGCAGUCGAUGCUGGUGGAGUCAGUGAGCCCAGUAAUGAUGUGACGAUUCAUACCAAAGGCAGGACCAUAGCCUUCAGUGCCAAACUCCAGCUCUGCGAAAGAUGUCCCAGUGACGAUCAGCCCAUAAAGUUCACCACAGUGCUCACCAAUGAGGGAGAAGGUUACAGCCCUGAGACUGGCAUCUUCACCUGCCCAGAGCCUGGAUUUUACUACAUUACAGUGCAUGCAGCAGAAUAUAAUACAUCACAGUAUGGCAUCUUCAAGAACAUGGAGAAACUGGUCUCAUCUUAUCAUAAAGCAGGAGAUACAACAGUGACAUGUGGCAUUGUAAUGCAGUUGACUAAGACUGACAAGGUGUUUGUUAAAAUUUGGGGUUCAGACAGGAACAACAUGUAUGCCUCUGUGGAUAAUGAUGCAGUGUUUGCAGGUUUCCGUCUGUCUUAAGACUUUGGAGAAAAAAAUAUUCAUUGGCAGUAUAGGUGGAGCUUAGUGGGUUGUGAUGUCAUAAGGGGGGGGGGCUUAUAUGGUGUUCCUUGACAACCACAAUAAGUAGGUCAUCCAUCCCCCAACCCCCCCAUACACAUCCCCAUUAUUGCAAACACCAGCCGCAAAUAGGUGAAUAUUUUUUAAAAGAGUAAUAAAAGCCAUUUAACAAAUAAGUUUUAAGACAUAAAAAACUUUUGCAGUGUUUAUUAAUGUGUAAUAUUAAAUUAGUAUAAAAUGCUCAAUUUCAAAUUAGAAUUACACAUUUAGCCAAUAUGGAAUAUUACUUAGCACUUUAUAACACAGAGAAUGUAAUCAUUACGAUAUUAUUAAGAAGAUGUAACCAGAAGAAGUUAAUGUAAUCCGUAGAAAGUAUGAUCUUGUAAGCCAUAUGAAAAUGUACACUAAUUACUGCUGCCCGACUAAUCAAAAUAAGCUUGUAUCUGUACCUAGUGUUAGCCUCGAUAUUCUGUAUCUUAUUUUAGCCCUGAUUGUAUGAAUAUAUAUGUACCGUAUGUGAAUACAGUAAAAGACUACACAAUUCUA
Messenger RNA from Paramormyrops kingsleyae, 2492 nucleotides. The record is from RefSeq and is a predicted model, not a curated record. NCBI's taxonomy places the organism in Eukaryota, Metazoa, Chordata, Actinopteri, Osteoglossiformes, Mormyridae.